AUGUCUGCAGUGGGUGUCAAGGGCACCCUGUGUGUUGUUUUGGGAUGUGAAAAGAGAACGACUUUGAAACUACAAGACCCUAGAAUCACACCUUCCAAGAUCUGUAAAGUGGACGGGCAUGUCAUGUUAACAUUCGCUGGAUUGAACGCUGACGCUCGUAUUUUGGUGGAUAAGGCUCGUGUGGAGGCCCAGUCCCACCGUUUGAACUUGGAGGACCCGGUUUCCAUCGAGUACUUGACCAAAUACGUUGCUGGUGUCCAGCAGAAGUACACCCAGUCUGGUGGUGUCAGACCGUUUGGUAUCGCCACGAUGAUUGCUGGCUUCGACGUCAACGAUACCACGCCUAAGUUAUACCAGACAGAACCUAGUGGAGUGUACAAUGCGUGGAAGGCCCAUGCCAUUGGCAGAUCUGCCAAGACCGUGAAGGAGUUCUUGGAGAAGAAUUAUGAAGAGAACCAGACCGACGAGCAGACUAUAAGGUUGACGGUGAAGUCGUUGUUGGAGGUGGUGCAGACGGGAGCCAAGAACAUCGAGAUCUCGGUGUUGAGGCCCCACGGCAAGAUUGAGGAGUUGUCUGUAGACGAGAUCACAAAGUACGUUGAAGAGAUCGAGGCCGAGAAGCAGGCAGAGGCCGAGAAAAAGAAGCCUAGCUCGAAGGAGUAA
Messenger RNA from Candidozyma haemuli, 663 nucleotides. RefSeq names its product proteasome core particle subunit alpha 4 (gene PRE6). Bases 1 to 663 code for a protein of 220 amino acids. Gene Ontology annotation, cellular component: proteasome core complex, alpha-subunit complex; proteasome core complex; nucleus. The record is from RefSeq and is a predicted model, not a curated record. NCBI's taxonomy places the organism in Eukaryota, Fungi, Ascomycota, Pichiomycetes, Serinales, Metschnikowiaceae. The transcript has a single exon.